This is a messenger RNA of Scedosporium apiospermum, 1497 nucleotides long. RefSeq names its product Hydroxyacid-oxoacid transhydrogenase, mitochondrial. Bases 1 to 1497 code for a protein of 498 amino acids. The transcript is spliced from 4 exons. Gene Ontology annotation, molecular function: alcohol dehydrogenase (NAD+) activity; metal ion binding. Lineage: Eukaryota; Fungi; Ascomycota; Sordariomycetes; Microascales; Microascaceae. Gene Ontology annotation, cellular component: mitochondrion. The record is from RefSeq and is a predicted model, not a curated record.
AUGGCUCCUCUCACUCCUCUCACCAGAGUUCUGCCUAGUGCGGCAUCGCGGGCCACCAGCCUCCUCCGAACUAUCCAGUUCACUCAUCCUCCAAGCUGUCCCUGCCACUCCAAUCCCAACUAUCACAAGACUCCGACGAGUCUUACGCAGCGGAACUAUGAGAAGAACAGGCAGUAUGCCACUCCUGUAGACGGUGCGUUGGCCAAGGAGUAUGCCUUUGAGAUGGCGGCUUCUUCCAUCCGGUUCGGACCCGGCGUCACGCAGGAGGUCGGCAUGGACCUGAAGCACCUCGGCACCAAGAAGGUCUGUGUCGUCACGGAUCCUACAAUUGACAAGCUGUUCCCGAUGCAGCAGGUUAGGGAGAGUCUGGCCAGGGAGGGAGUCAACUAUGUUGUGUAUAACAACGUCUCCAUUGAGCCUAAAGACACCUCUGUAAAGGAGGCAAUUGCAUGGGCCAAAGCCCAAAACGUCGACUCCUUCCUCGCAGUCGGCGGCGGUUCCGUCAUUGACACUGCCAAGCUCAUGAACCUCUACACCACCUACGCCGACGCGCCCUUCCUCGACUUCGUCAAUGCACCUCUCGGCAACGGCCGCCCCGUGGACCGACCUCUCAAGCCGCUCAUCGCCGUGCCCACCACCGCCGGAACGGGUUCCGAAACCACCGGCACCGCCAUCUUCGACCUCACCACCCACCACGCCAAGACCGGCGUCGCCCACCGCAACCUCAAGCCGCUCCUCGGCAUCUGCGACCCCCUCAACAUGCGCACCAUGCCCAGCGCCGUCAAGGCCAGUUCCGGUCUAGACGUCCUCUGCCACGCGCUCGAGUCCUGGACUGCCAUUCCUUACACGGAGAGGAAGCCGAGGCCGGCGCAUCCGCUUCAGAGGCCAGCGUAUCAGGGUGCGAACCCCAUUAGUGAUGUGUUUUCGCUGCAUGCGUUGAAGAGGACGGUGAAGUAUUUGCCAAGGGCGGUGCAUAAUCCGGAUGAUUUGGAGGCGCAGAGCGAGAUGUUGCUUGCUGCUACGUUGGCGGGUAUUGGGUUUGGUAACGCCGGUGUCCAUCUCUGCCACGGCAUGUCCUACCCCAUCUCCGGAAGAAACCCAGGCUACCACCACAAGGGCUACGAGGUCAACAAGCCUCUAAUCCCCCACGGUGUCUCCGUCGCCGUCACAGCCCCCUCCGUCUUCCGCUUCACCGCGCCUUCCAACCCCGAGCGCCACCUUGCCGCGGCCGAGGCGUUCGGUGUCGACAUCACCAACGCUAAGCGCGAGGAUGCCGGCGAGAUCCUCUCGGACGCCAUUUCGCGCUUCCUCGAGGAGCUAGGCGACCAGCCUAAGGGCCUCAAGCCUCUGGGCUUCACCUCGAGCGAUAUCGAUGCGUUGGUGGAGGGAACGCUUCCUCAGCGUAGGGUAAUCGUUUUGGCGCCUGGUAUUGAGGGUGGAGAGAAUGAUAGGGAGGUUCUAACUCGGUUGUUUGAGCAUGCAUUGGAGAGGAAGUAG